UCGCUUCCGACUCUCUCCCUUUUCGAUAAGAACGAACCAGCCAGGGACCUCCCCCCAUCCCCACUGCCCAGCAAGAACACGCCUCCCUCCCCCGACCCCGAACUCCUCGCAGUCAGCGCGAGAGAUCUCUCCCUGCUUCUUCCAUGGAGAAGGCGAUCGACCGGCAGCGCGUGCUCCUCGCGCACCUCCUCCCCUCCGCAUCGAGCCAGACCCAGCUAUCCGCGUCGCCGUGCGCGGCCGGGGACAGCGCCGCCUACCAGCGGAGCUCCUGCUUCGGGGACGAUGUCGUCAUCGUCGCUGCCUACCGUACACCGAUAUGCAAGGCCAAGCGAGGAGGCUUCAAGGACACGUACCCAGAGGACCUCCUUACCCCUGUUCUCAAGGCUGUUCUGGACAAAACUGGAAUCAACCCAGCUGAAAUCGGUGACGUCGUGGUCGGGACGGUGCUAGGCCCAGGUUCUCAGCGUGCGAUCGAGUGCAGGACUGCAUCUCUGUUAGCUGGAAUUCCUGAGACUGUCCCUGUGAGAACUGUGAACCGCCAAUGCUCAUCGGGGCUACAGGCAGUAGCAGAUGUUGCUGCUGCUAUAAAAGCUGGUUUCUAUGAAAUAGGGAUUGGUGCAGGUCUUGAAUCCAUGUCGGUGAACUCUGUUGGUUGGGAAGGCCAAGUAAACCCAAGAGUCAUUGAACUACAGAAGGCACAGGAUUGUCUUCUACCCAUGGGAAUAACAUCUGAAAAUGUUGCUCAGCGAUACGGUGUAACCAGAGAAGAGCAAGAUAAGGCUGCUGUUGAGUCUCAUGCGAGAGCUGCUGCAGCCACGGCUUCUGGAAAGUUCAAGGAUGAGAUUAUUCCAGUGCAUACAAAGCUUAUUGACCCCAAAACUGGAGAGGAAAAGAAAGUUGUGAUAUCAGUUGAUGAUGGGAUUAGGCCAGGGACCACGCUAUCUGGAUUGGCCAAGCUUAAGACAGUUUUCAAGAAGGAUGGGACUACAACUGCAGGUAAUUCUAGCCAAGUGAGUGAUGGUGCUGGAGCUGUUCUUCUCAUGAAGAGAUCUGUAGCGGUGAGCAAGGGGCUUCCUAUACUUGGCGUUUUCAGGAGUUUUGCUGCUGUUGGAGUGGAUCCAGCUGUUAUGGGUGUCGGCCCUGCGGUCGCCAUACCUGCUGCAGUGAAGUCUGCUGGCCUUGAGAUUGACGACAUUGAUCUCUUUGAAUUGAACGAGGCCUUUGCCUCCCAAUUUGUCUACUGCUGCAACAAGCUGGGACUCGACCGGUCAAAGGUGAACGUGAAUGGAGGAGCCAUCGCUAUGGGGCAUCCUCUUGGAGCAACAGGCGCCCGGUGCAUCUCGACCCUUCUGAACGAAAUGAAGCGCCGGGGCAGGGACUGCAGAUUCGGCGUGGUGACCAUGUGCAUCGGGUCCGGCAUGGGCGCGGCGGCCGUGUUCGAGCGGGGGGACUCGGUGGACGAGCUCUCCAACGUGCGCCAUAUCCAGUCGCACAACUUCCUGUCCAAGGAUGCUGCAAAGUAGAGGCGGGCGUGAAACGAAGUCGAUCAUCCUCACAAGCAGCAGAGACCCACAGCAGAAGAAUAAUUUUUACAGGCAAGAAGAAGUUUGAAGAAAUGUAAUUUCGUGGGGGAUAAAAAAGGAUGUAUUAUCAGUAACAUAAAUCUUUCAUGUACGCUUGCUCUGAAUAAAAGAUGAUUAUUUUUCUACA
Messenger RNA from Triticum aestivum (bread wheat), 1710 nucleotides. RefSeq names its product 3-ketoacyl-CoA thiolase 2, peroxisomal. Gene Ontology annotation, biological process: fatty acid beta-oxidation; phenylacetate catabolic process. The record is from RefSeq and is a predicted model, not a curated record. The coding region runs from base 144 to 1523 and encodes 459 amino acids. NCBI's taxonomy places the organism in Eukaryota, Viridiplantae, Streptophyta, Magnoliopsida, Poales, Poaceae. The transcript has 14 exons. Gene Ontology annotation, molecular function: acetyl-CoA C-acyltransferase activity. Gene Ontology annotation, cellular component: peroxisome.